UCGGUCAUGAUCUCUUUUCUGAGAUUGAAAAAAUAAUGUCAAAAUACUUAACACCUCAUAUUCUGUCUAUUGAACGCAUGGAAAUGGCACAAUGCCUUUACUUUAAUGCAAGUAAAAUGGAGUUGGAUGUUGUCUAUAAUGAUAAUGAG
This is a messenger RNA of Dentiscutata heterogama, 149 nucleotides long. The record is from the annotation of a GenBank genome assembly. NCBI's taxonomy places the organism in Eukaryota, Fungi, Glomeromycota, Glomeromycetes, Diversisporales, Gigasporaceae.